AUGCUGUUAAAGCUUAGAGUAUAUUGUCUUCCUUUUGCUUAUGAAGCCUCCACCCACCGGCCCACCCUACAUUUAGCGGAUCAUGUGACUCGGGGCAGGCUAAGAAACAGGAUGUUAAUGCUUGACGGAAUGCCUGCAGUCCGAGUCAAAGCUGAGCCCCUGGAAUCGGAACAAGGGUCACCCAAAGUGCGCCCUUACUCUGCGAUGGACGGCGUCCCCUUUUUCCUCAGCAGAGUUAAACCGGAACCCCCCGAAGAACUGCUUGCUCACGACCUGCACUUCCACACACAGACCGAGCCGGUCGACCUGUCCAUUAACAAACCCCGCCCCUCCUCUUCAUUUUCCACCACGACUUCAUCAUCAUCAUCAUCAUCCCCUCUCAGAUCUGCCUUCUCCCCGUCUUCUUUAUCGUCGUCAUCCUCCUCCUCCUCUCCAUCGGUUAUCACCUCAGCCUCAUCGGUGCUCACAUCAGGCCCUCUGGUUGCCCCAGGAACCGGGGUGAGAGGUCAGCCAUAUUUGCACAUCCUGCACUCUGUGCCUCCGCCUCCAUCCAGCCCUCUGAGCCUGCAGGGAGCCGGGAAGCUGGCCAGCCAUGUUCACCGCAUCCCAGUUGUGGUACAGUCACUGCCCCUCAUGUACACCACUGCCGUUCGAUCACCCUCCAGCCUCAACAAUGCCAUCAUGCUACCUCUGCUGGAUGAGGCCAAAAGCCAGGGCAAAGCACACACAGACCCCAACGGCCUGUCGCCAAGGCAGAUCAAAAGUGACAGCGAUGACGAUGACCUGCCAAACGUGACCUUGGACAGUGUUAAUGAGACUGGCUCUACUGCGCUGUCUAUAGCCCGGGCCGUACAAGAUUCCAUGUCCCCGUUCAGCAUCGACAGCAUACGGCGUCCGCGGAGGUCAGAGUCGCCGGAUUCCAAAAAGAGAAGAAUCCACAGAUGUGACUUUGAGGGGUGCAAUAAGGUGUACACCAAAAGCUCACAUUUAAAAGCACACCGGAGGACGCAUACAGGGGAAAAGCCAUACAAAUGCACCUGGGACGGUUGCACCUGGAAGUUCGCCCGCUCUGAUGAGCUGACGAGGCAUUACAGAAAACACACGGGGGUGAAGCCCUUCAAGUGUGCAGACUGUGACCGCAGCUUCUCCAGAUCUGACCACUUGGCCCUGCACCGACGGAGGCACAUGCUGGUGUGAAUCAGACGGAGGGCGAUAAAGAGGAGAGGUCAAUGAAAAGACACACACUCACACGCAUAUACACAGGCAGCCAGGGGAGCGGGAUCUCCCUGUGAAUGUUUUCAGCCGGCCUGGACGUGCACACACACACACGCACGCACGCACACACGCACGCACACACACACACACUCACACAAACACACACGCACACAUGCGCUCAUCCUUCAUAAGGUCAGAAGGUGGAGAACAGAGAAGACUGAUGGACGAAGGUGCACAGAGCUUGAGGAGCACAAAACAGGGUCACUUCUGGAUCCUCUUUGAGUUGGAAUGAAGAGACGGCAGGAUCUUUUAUUGUCUUUGCUUGGAGUAUAAUAGGGAACUGUCUUUUACAGCACUGUUCGUAAAUGUUUCACUUUGAUUUUUAAGAUUAACUCUUUAUUUGGACUUUAAAAAAAUAUAAUGCAAUGGCAACUGUGUCUCUCUCUUUUUUUUUUUUUUUGAUGUCUUUCUUUUCAUUCAUUAUUGUUGAAAUGGCUGCUUUUCCAGCAUUCAUAAUGUGAAAGACCCCAUUGUAAGGAAUGGAUUUCCUGUGUGGUCAGGAAGAAGUUUGGCCUCGACUGGAUCACAGGAAUGGACUGGGAUGUUGCUGAAGUUACAGGCAGUGUUUUUUUUCUCCUCGCCUCCCUGUGUGAGUCUGAUUUGGGACCAGUAGGGGGCACCAUUUAAUCACAAGUGGUUUCCUUUCCCUGCUGGAUUCUUGCUCUUAGACCCGAGGUGUCCCUUAUAGAAGCUAAGAGAAGGUUGGACUUGCACCUUUCUCAUUGCCUGCAAACUGUAAUCAAGACGAACUCAAAUACCCGCAACCCGAAAUGAUCAACCUCAUCAGCACCUCCACGGUUUCAGUUAUUCAUUGCCUAUUUUCAAAAACGGAAAUAGGAUUCUCAUACCAUCGCACCAGCAAAGAAAGACAAAACAAAAUAAAAAAUAACCCUGAUCCACUCACAUGGCCGGACAACUCCAAAUCUCAUCAGUGCUGUUCAUUCUGAAAGCAUUUAUUAGAAAAAGAAAAAAAAAAAAAAAUCUGGUGGAUUUUGAGCUGUGAUUAGCAAUCAGUAAAGUGCAAUCUUAAAGGAUAAAUGUACUUCAGUAUAAAAAUGUUUUGUUUAUUGAAUUUUACUUUUUUCUUUCUUUAGUUUUUUUUUUUUUUAUGCCUGCUUAUUGCUUAUGUUUGACUCAGAAAAAUACAACCCCUCAUGUACAGUGAACUGAACAAUCAGAGGAGAUUUCCAGUAUGUGAAAAAAUAGAGGCACCUUACAGACGUUUAUUGUAUCCUUUUUUAAAAAAAAAAAAAUCAUUCACCUGUUUUUUUUUUUUUUUGUUUGUUUGUUUUUUCCAGCUGGGUUUAACAGAAAAAAAAAAAAAUGGAAUUUGUGUUGUGGUUUUGCACAGCACAGCAGCACUUGACCAUAAGAUGACACUGACACCAGCCGAAGUGUUACAGGGAUAGUGUGGUACCUGGUGUACAAAAAAGAGCAAUACGUUCUGAACAAAGUGAUGGGAAGGAACAUUAACCUCCUCUUUGUUCUGUUUGCUGAUGUCAAUACCCGAGGAGAGGUUCCCAGCUCGGCCAGCUCCUCUCCAUCUGUACCACGACCCCCUCUAUUACUGACUGGUUUAUGGCUCCAUUUCAAAGUUCUGAUCUGAUGUCUCUCCGCUGGUGGUUUUCUCCAUAUGCAUCACUUUUAUUCUUUUCUUUAUCUCAAAUACAAACAAGUCACUUGAAGUCACCUCAGAGCAGAUAUAAGUUAAGAUUUGUAUCUGAUUUACCUGAGAUUUGGUCACAUAAAAAGCUGAAAAAUGCAGGAAUUGCACACAUGCAUAUAUACACGAAUACAUGCACACAUUUUUUUUUUUUGGAGUGCGUGUGUGUGUGUGUGUGUGUAUUCACAGCAGGAGUACCUUUUUUUUAGAAGCAGUUUCCGGCAGAGAUAUAUUUAUUGGAAAACAUCACUUAACCUUAAUCAGAAAAUUCAAUUAAAAUAUAUUUUUAUACACCUAAUAACAGACAUUUUUGCAAGUAUUUCCAGCGCUCUUUAUGCUACGUAAAAGCUUCCAACAUAAAAUAUCAGGCCGACCAAUGUUAUUUGAUAGUGCUGCCAAAUGCACCUGCUGGACCCAAGCCAGUAUAAAAGAAAUGCUAACCUUUUUGAUUGCGGUACCUUGAGAUCCAUACACUCGCACACUAAUGCACAAACUUGGAUUCAACAUUCUCACUUUCAGUAAAACAACCAAAUCCAGGAAACCAUUUUCCGCACAUGCACUCAGAAGUGUGCGACACCCUUUCGACUUGUUGGAGAACGUAUGUUAUCGUUAUUUAUCUGUAUUGUUUGAGCACAACAUUAUGCCCAGUUGUAUUACCAUUUUGGCAAAAACCAUAUCAGCACCUUGUUUGUUUGUUAGUAUGAUAUUCAAAUGAUCUUAUUUCAGAUGUCAAUUUAUAAACGAGUAAUCACCUUCAUAUUUUAUCAUCCUUAUAAUGUAUUAGAACAUUUUAUGAUUGAGGGGCACGUCUUCAUUGCAUAUAAAUCUUUCUCUUCUGUACAAAGGACAUUUUGAAAUGUUGUAAUAUAUGUGAUAGUGAAGAUAAAAACUUAUUACAAAGUUCUACAGCCUGUAUAUACAUUGGAAAAAUAGGGCUUUUGAUUAGUAGAUGCAGGAAAUACAUUUAUACAUGUAAAGUCUUUUUCAGAGACUGUAAUUUAUCUAAUUUGAUAUACAGUGAAAUGGGCUAAUGGUAUUCAUCAUGUAAAUGAUCAUAUGUGAUGUUAUAUAACAUUUUGCUUUUUUUUUUGUUUUUUUUUUUUUUGCUUUUUUGGUUUGUGGUUAAACGCAUUCAUGAUCAAAUCUUCUUUUUUUUUUUCUUUUUUUUUUUAAAUUCCCAAGGCUGAACCAGUGUUUGCUAUAAUCAACAAAUUAUUUAUACGCAGUACAUAGACUAUAUUAAGGUACACAAUUCCCCGUGUUGCUAUUUUGCCACAACUGACAAGAAAUUAUAGCGAUCGAGCACAUAUCAGCAGCACAUGUACUCCUGUAUUUCAGUAUAUGAUGUUGCAUGCCUUAAUACACCAAUUUUUGAAAAUUUCAAUUUGACUUGAAGAUGUGGUGUCUCCAUAGGACAGGGUGUAUUGUAUUUCCCUUCAGCAUCUCUUUCCUCAUAUUUUAAAGCAUAAUUUUGUUACGGUAACCAGGGUCAAAGUUAUGCAAUAAUAAUAAUAAUAAUGAAUAGUGCCUCAUAUCACAAACUUGUAAUAUCAGCUUCGAUUUCAGCACGCGUGCUUGGAUUCAUAAAUUUCAAAUGAGAAAACCACAAAUUCUGGGAGAAAGGACAAAAAAAAAAAAAAGCACACACAACAUUAUGCAAGUCGGACCUCUAAUGUUGAACUUUCUUUUCGCACUGAGCCUUACACCAUUGUGUACAAUGCAGCAUCCUCCCAUAACACUUUCACAGGCUGUUUAUAGCACACAUUAUUACUUUGCUUGCAAUAAGUCACUUCCUCUAAGGGGAACAAAACUGAGUUACAAAGGUCUCUUGGUGUUUCAGCUUCAACACAUCAAUUCAACACAGUGAUUCCGUGGAAGAUGAUGAGGAAUCACAUUCACAGGAAACAAAACACAACAAAACCCCCCCCGGAAUCCUGUGCCUGAGAUUCCUGCAGUCACACUUUUCCUAAUGAAUACUUAUCUUGCAGUUUCUGUCAGUUCAAUAUAUAUUUUACUUUCUGUAUAACAUCUGCUUUUGAUUUUCCUGGUUUUGAAAAUUUUUAGGUAGUGAAGCCAAUGCCUUUGUUUCAAGUUUGCUGAUAUUACGUACAGUAAUCGUUGUUCCUGUAUUUAUGUAAAGUGAGUGUAGUGUAAAUAUAUUCAGAUUCUUUUCAUUCUUACCGUAAAGGAAAAAAAAAAAAAUGUGAUAUUGCUCAGCAUCGCUUCAAAAGGGAGAUUCUGCUCAUGGAAUUCCACAUCUGUAACAGAAAUUUUUAAUCCUGAUAUUUUUCAAAACUUCAAGAACAGGUGUCCUUUUUUUCUGUUACACUUUUUUUUUCCCCCCUCUUUUCUCCAAGAGUUGUUUAAGUAUCCAGUCAGUGUUUUUUGCCUUUUUCUCUGUAUUUUUCAUAUGGAUGGAGCUGUGAAAUUAAAAUAAGUUCAAACAUA
Archocentrus centrarchus (flier cichlid) is the source of this 5386-nucleotide messenger RNA. RefSeq names its product Kruppel like factor 12b (gene klf12b). Gene Ontology annotation, biological process: regulation of transcription by RNA polymerase II. The record is from RefSeq and is a predicted model, not a curated record. Lineage: Eukaryota; Metazoa; Chordata; Actinopteri; Cichliformes; Cichlidae. Gene Ontology annotation, molecular function: RNA polymerase II cis-regulatory region sequence-specific DNA binding; DNA-binding transcription factor activity, RNA polymerase II-specific.